Molecule: messenger RNA, 411 nt
Organism: Protopolystoma xenopodis
Lineage: Eukaryota; Metazoa; Platyhelminthes; Monogenea; Polystomatidea; Polystomatidae
Source: the annotation of a GenBank genome assembly
AUGUGGCAGCGCAUCUUGCUAAAACAGGGCGGCUCAAUUAAUACAUCCUCAACUUUAGUUCUAAUUAAUACCAUCGAACGACGCUUCCUGCGCCCAGAUGAGGGACUGGAGUAUGCUGAAAGUACCAGCGGCCGGCAGGAGGAUGUUGCUGCAAUGCGGCAAUUCGGCGUACGCAUCAGUCCACUGCGUGACUCGAUUCGGGAGCUGCGUUCCCUCUGGUCCUGCUUGACCUUGGGUUUGAACGCUCUGUCCGAGUGCCUGGAACGCCAUGAAUUGGUGCAUCGACUCGUCUUCGACGCCAGCCAGCUGGAGGCGUGGCUCUCGGAGCAAGAGCUACAUCUUUUGACAAUAGAGAUACCGAAGGAGUUGGCCUUGCUUCAAACUCGUUUGCGCAAAUUAUUCGUAUCCUAA